Molecule: messenger RNA, 1176 nt
Organism: Symbiodinium sp. CCMP2592
Lineage: Eukaryota; Dinophyceae; Suessiales; Symbiodiniaceae
Source: the annotation of a GenBank genome assembly
AUGUACACGCAUCUCCGCUGGAAUGUUCCCGUUCAGCCAAACUCGAGCGCAGGCGUUCUUUCCCUUGUUUUGGUAUUGGCGGCCGCAGCCGUGCCGGUGACGCGCCGCGUGGCGACGGAGGAUCCAUUGAGGCCGUCCUGCGUUACUGUGGAAGACCCCUUCGAAGAUCUCCGGGAUGUAAAGAUCUACGCGUUGGUUUACUACGGAAGGCGGACCUAUGUGGACAUUCUUAAUGCCUACCUGGAGCGAAAUCUCCGAGAGAAUGGAGGGGUUCUCGAUGGUGUGAUCUUCGCGAUGGUGAAGUACACCAUGGAGGACAUGAACUAUUUAGUUAUGCUUCACCGGCGCAACCCGAAGAGCUACAUAAUUCCCUGGCACAUGCAGGGGGGUGCAUGGGAUGUAAUAUGGCGCCUUGCUGACCAGCCAGGGGCAUAUUACAUCAAGAUCGAUGACGAUGUUGUCUACAUCGCCGACGGUGCCAUUGCUGAAAUGAUCCGGGAAAAGCGUCGUGGGAGAUUCCUUUUCGUGUCUGCAAAUGUUGUUAACCACGGUAUUCUUUCGGCGGUGCAUCAAGAAACAUCUGCGAUUCCGCACCUGGUGAAGCCACCGAUUCCGGAGGGCCAGACGCCACAAGAACAAAAGCUGGGUCCCUGGAUCUUCAAAAGCGAUUUGAUGACAGAUCCAAAGUACCGCAUCGAGCAUACCUUCUAUUCAGACUGCGUGUGGAGGCGCUGGGACUGCGCCGCCCUGGUCCACGAGGCGCUGCUCUGGCGCUUGGAGCAGAAUUCCGCCUGCCUCUUUGAUUUCGGCAUCUUUGACUUCCACGCGCAUGGCUAUGAGACCAUGCAUGAUGGAAUUGGUCGUUCCAUCGACUGGAACGACAACUUUUUCGCUUUUCAGCACGAAGACUUCGAUGAUAUUGAUUGGGAGGGCGUAGCCACCGAUGAUGAACGUCAGAUGAGUACCCUGCACCCCAAGCAGCGGGGGGAGCACGCAGGGGCGCUGGGCAGCGCUAUCAUCGCCCACUGGACCUUCUCGAUCCAGGAGAAGGGCCUGCUGGCCAACACGACGCUCCUCGAACGCUAUCGAGCACGUGCAGAGAUCAUUAUGCAGGAGAACGCUGAGAAGUUUUAUUUCGGAGAGUUUCAGCCCCGCGGGCAUCUGUGGGAGAGAUAG